Prunus dulcis (almond) is the source of this 6349-nucleotide messenger RNA. Its product is annotated as callose synthase 2-like. Gene Ontology annotation, molecular function: 1,3-beta-D-glucan synthase activity. Gene Ontology annotation, biological process: (1->3)-beta-D-glucan biosynthetic process. Gene Ontology annotation, cellular component: plasma membrane; 1,3-beta-D-glucan synthase complex. Lineage: Eukaryota; Viridiplantae; Streptophyta; Magnoliopsida; Rosales; Rosaceae. The transcript is spliced from 44 exons. The coding region runs from base 179 to 6136 and encodes 1985 amino acids. The record is from RefSeq and is a predicted model, not a curated record.
ACAACAACAACCCACUUCAUAUGAGCCGCGCCUCUCUCUCUCUCUCUCUCUCUCUCUCUUGCUUGCUUCUUUCGCUGCCUUGCCCACACAAGCUGAGGCCUAAGUAAUUGGAAGGAACACAAAGCGGUAGACAUUGACAAGCAAGUUUGAUUGGCCCUUGAGGGCUUAAGUUGUAGAGAUGGCAUAUAGAAGGGGGUUUGAUCAGCAGCCGCAGAGGCGGAUUCUGCGGACUCAGACUGCAGGAAGUUUUGGAGAGCCCAUGUUGGAUAGUGAGGUGGUGCCUUCUUCAUUGGUGGAUAUUGCUCCUAUUCUCCGUGUUGCAAAUGAAGUUGAGGCCAGGAAUCCAAGAGUUGCCUAUCUAUGUCGGUUCUAUGCCUUUGAGAAAGCUCACAGACUAGAUCCCACAUCUAGUGGACGUGGUGUCCGCCAGUUUAAAACUGCACUUCUUCAGCGUCUAGAAAGGGAAAAUGAAACAACAUUGGCAGGAAAGCAAAAGAGUGAUGCUCGGGAAAUGCAGAGUUUUUAUCGAGAUUACUACAAAAAAUACAUUCAAGCCUUGCAGAAUGCUGUUGAUAAAGCAGAUCGGGCGCAACUGACCAAAGCAUACCAAACUGCUGCUGUUUUAUUUGAGGUUUUGAAGGCUGUCAAUCAGACGGAAGCUGUUGAAGUAGCUGAGGAGAUUUUGGAAGCUCACACCAAGGUUGAAGAAAAACAGCAGAUAUAUGUACCUUACAAUAUUCUUCCUCUUGACCCUGAUAGUCAAAAUCAGGCAAUCAUGAGAUUUCCCGAGAUUCAUGCUACUGUUUCAGCACUCCGUAACACUAGGGGCCUACCAUGGCCGAAGGACCACAAGAAGAAAGUAGAUGAAGACAUUCUAGACUGGCUCCAGGCUAUGUUUGGUUUCCAGAAGGAUAAUGUGGCAAAUCAAAGGGAACACUUGAUUCUGUUGGUUGCUAAUGUUCACAUACGACAAUUACCAAAGCCUGAUCAACAGCCCAAGUUGGACGAUCGUGCUUUAACAGACGUAAUGAAGAAACUUUUCAAAAAUUACAAGAAAUGGUGUAAAUACUUGGAUCGCAAAAGUAGCCUUUGGUUGCCAACAAUUCAGCAGGAAGUGCAGCAGCGAAAAUUACUAUACAUGGGUUUAUAUCUUCUUAUCUGGGGAGAAGCUGCAAAUUUGAAAUUCAUGCCAGAAUGCCUUUGCUAUAUUUAUCAUCAUAUGGCAUUUGAAUUGUAUGGAAUGCUAGCUGGGAGUGUUAGUCCAAUGACGGGUGAGCACAUAAAACCAGCCUACGGUGGUGAAGAAGAGGCCUUUUUGACGAAAGUAGUAACUCCAAUAUAUGAUACAAUAGCAAAGGAGGCUAAAAGGAGCAAAGGAGGAAAAUCAAAGCAUUCUCAGUGGAGGAAUUAUGAUGAUUUGAAUGAAUACUUUUGGUCAGUUGAUUGUUUUAAGCUAGGAUGGCCUAUGCGUGCCGAUGCUGAUUUCUUUUGCCAGCCAGUCGAAGAGAUUCAAGUUGGAAAAGAUGAGAAUAAGAAACCACACAAUGGGGAACGAUGGAUUGGUAAAGUCAACUUUGUUGAAAUACGCUCGUUUUGGCACAUUUUCAGAAGUUUUGAUAGAAUGUGGAGCUUUUAUAUAUUGAGUUUACAGGCAAUGAUCAUUGUUGCUUGGAAUGGGUCGGGGAAAUUAAGUUCCAUGUUUGAAGGUGAUGUCUUUAAGAAAGUGCUGAGUAUUUUCAUAACUGCUGCGAUAAUGAAGCUUGGACAAGCUGUUCUUGAUUUAAUUCUGAGCUGGAAAGCUAGGCGAAGCAUGUCUUUCUUUGUCAGGCUAAGAUAUGUUUUGAAGGCUGUUUCAGCUGCAGCAUGGGUUAUUAUUUUACCAGUGACUUACGCGUAUAGUUGGAAAAACCCUCCUGGAUUUGCACGGAUUAUCAGGAAUUGGUUCGGAAAUGGUCCAAGUUCAUCUUCUUUGUUCAUUUUGGCUGUUGUCAUCUACUUAUCUCCAAACAUGCUCUCUGCAUUGUUGUUUAUGUUCCCAAUUGUCCGUCGGUUUCUUGAAAGGUCACACUUGAGGGUUGUGAUGCUCAUGAUGUGGUGGUCUCAGUCUCGGCUUUAUGUUGGAAGGGGAAUGCACGAAAGCUCAGUUUCUCUUUUCAAGUAUACCAUUUUUUGGGUUCUUCUGCUUGUGUCGAAAUUAGCCUUCAGUUACUAUGUAGAGGAUGGCUGUCUUGUGUCUUGUGGGCUUUGGUUUAGGGUGAACGGGAGGAUUUUUGACAAUUAUAAGGGAGUGGGGGUUGAAGAUCUUCUGGAGAGGAUUAGGCCUCUUGUGAAACCAACUAAAGAUAUCAUGAAAGUUCACAUAGGGACCUACCAAUGGCAUGAGUUUUUUCCUCAAGCUAAGAAUAACAUUGGUGUGGUGCUUGCACUCUGGGCUCCAAUUGUUCUUGUCUACUUUAUGGAUACUCAAAUUUGGUAUGCCAUCUUUUCCACAAUAUUUGGAGGUAUAUAUGGCGCGUUUCGCCGUCUUGGAGAGAUUCGUACACUGGGAAUGUUGAGAUCUCGAUUUGAUUCACUGCCUGGUGCUUUUAAUAAUUACUUGAUUCCUGUGGAGAAGAAUGAGCAGACUAAGAAAAAGGGAAUACUAAAAGCCACUUUCUCCCGCAAGUUUGAUAAGAGCGCGUCUAGCAAAGAGAAAGAGGCUGCAAAGUUUGCACAGAUGUGGAACGAAAUAAUCAGCAGUUUCAGAGAGGAGGAUCUGAUAAGUGAUAGGGAAAAGAACUUGUUGCUUGUCCCAUAUGGGGCUGACCCAGAUUUAGUAGACCUCAUCCAGUGGCCUCCUUUUCUGCUUGCUAGCAAGAUCCCAAUAGCGCUGGACAUGGCAAAAGACAGCAAAGAUAAAGAUCGUGAGCUGAAAAAGAGAAUGAGUACAGACAAUUAUAUGCGUUGUGCUAUUCGCGAGUGCUAUCUUUCAUUUAAAAGUAUUAUUAAUUUUUUGGUCCUUGGAGAGCGUGAAAAGAAGGUUAUAAAUGAUAUCUUCUCCUUAGUUGAUGCGCAUAUUGCUGAGGGAAAUCUGACAACGGAGUUCAAUAUGAGUGCUCUCCCAAGCCUCCAUGAGCAAUUUGUUCAGUUGAUUGACCAUCUGCUGAAAAACGAAAAGGAGGAUAAGGACCAGGUCGUAAUUGUCUUGCUUAACAUGUUAGAGGUUGUGACAAGGGACAUAAUGGAGGAUGAAAUUCCCACCUUGCUAGAUUCAAGCCAUGGGGGAACUUAUGGGAAAGAUGAGGGAAUGACACCCCUUGAUCAACGAGAUACAUAUUUCGGUGAACUGAAUUUCCCAGUGCCAGUGACCCCAAAAACAGAAGCUUGGAAAGAAAAGAUCAGAAGGCUUCAUCUAUUGCUUACGGAGAAGGAGUCUGCUAUGGAUGUCCCAUCCAACUUGGAAGCUAGAAGGCGCAUUUCUUUCUUUUCUAACUCAUUGUUUAUGGACAUGCCUCCUGCACCUAAAGUUCGAAAUAUGCUUUCCUUCUCGGUUUUGACACCAUACUAUUCAGAAGAAGUUCUUUUCUCCGUUGAUCACCUGGAAAAGCAGAACGAAGAUGGUGUCUCUAUCCUUUUCUACUUGCAAAAGAUCUUUCCUGAUGAAUGGACUAACUUUCUUGAGCGGGUCAAAUGUGAAAGUGAAGAAGAACUUAGAGCAAAUGAUGAACUGGAAGAGAAACUCCGUCUAUGGGCAUCAUAUCGAGGCCAAACGUUGACCAAAACUGUACGAGGUAUGAUGUAUUACCGAAAAGCUUUGGAACUUCAGGCCUUCCUGGAUAUGGCAAAAGAUGAAGCUCUAAUGGAAGGCUAUAAGGCUGCUGAAUCAACUAUUGAGGAACACUCAAAAUCUGAAACGUCACUAUUAGCUCAAUGCCAAGCAGUAGUUGACAUGAAAUUCUCAUAUGUUGUGUCAUGCCAACAAUAUGGAAUUCACAAGCGAUCUGGUGAUGCUCGUGCCAAGGACAUUUUGAAACUUAUGGCAACUUAUCCAUCUCUUCGGGUAGCUUACAUUGACGAGGUUGAGAAAACUAGCGAAGAUAAAUCCAAAAAAAAUGUUCGGAAGGUCUACUAUUCGGCUCUUGUAAAGGCAGCUCCUCCAACUAAGACAAUUGAUUCCACUGAUCCUGUUCAAAGGUUGGAUCAGGAUAUUUAUCGGAUAAAGCUUCCUGGACCUGCAAUAUUGGGAGAGGGAAAGCCAGAAAAUCAAAACCAUGCAAUCAUUUUCACACGUGGGGAAGGCUUGCAAACAAUAGAUAUGAACCAGGAUAACUAUUUGGAAGAAGCAUUCAAAAUGAGGAAUUUGCUGCAAGAAUUUCAGAAACAUGAUGGUGUUCGAUAUCCGACAAUACUUGGACUUAGGGAGCAUAUAUUCACUGGCAGUGUUUCAUCUCUUGCAUGGUUCAUGUCGAAUCAGGAGACUAGUUUUGUAACUAUUGGACAGAGACUGCUGGCUAACCCUCUGAGAGUCAGAUUCCACUAUGGCCAUCCAGAUGUAUUUGAUAGACUGUUUCAUCUGACUAGAGGGGGUGUCAGCAAAGCUUCCAAAGUCAUCAAUUUAAGCGAGGACAUAUUUGCAGGUUUCAAUUCUACUGUACGUGAAGGCAGUGUUACUCAUCAUGAAUAUAUACAAGUGGGUAAAGGACGAGAUGUUGGCCUGAACCAGAUCUCGAUUUUUGAGGCAAAAAUAGCUAAUGGGAAUGGCGAACAGACACUGAGUCGUGACAUCUAUAGGCUUGGGCAUCGAUUUGAUUUCUUCCGGAUGCUAUCCUGCUACUUCACAACAAUUGGUUUCUAUUUCAGCACUUUAUUGACUGUGCUUACGGUCUAUGUGUUUCUCUACGGUCGCCUUUAUCUUGUUCUCAGUGGGCUUGAAGAUGGUCUGAGUACUCAUCGAGCUAUUCGAGACAAUAAGCCUCUUCAAAUAGCUCUUGCUUCUCAGUCUGUUGUGCAAAUUGGAUUUUUGAUGGCCUUGCCUAUGGUUAUGGAAAUUGGUUUAGAAAAGGGGUUCCGUGUUGCACUAAGCGAUUUCAUAUUAAUGCAAUUACAAUUGGCCCCUGUAUUUUUCACAUUUUCUCUUGGUACAAAGACGCAUUAUUAUGGAAAGACAUUACUUCAUGGAGGUGCAGAAUACCGAGCAACGGGUCGUAGCUUUGUAGUGUUUCAUGCCAAAUUCGCUGAUAAUUACAGGCUUUACUCCAGAAGCCACUUUGUCAAGGGCAUCGAGCUACUGAUUCUGCUUGUUGUGUACCACAUAUUUGGUCGUUCAUACAGAAGUGCAGUUGUGUAUAUCCUCAUUACGAUACAAAUUUGGUUCAUGGUUGGAACAUGGCUUUUUGCUCCAUUCCUCUUCAAUCCAUCAGGGUUUGAGUGGCAAAAGAUUGUCGAUGACUGGACGGAUUGGAAGAAGUGGAUAAACAAUCAUGGAGGCAUCGGUGUCUCUCCCGAUAAAAGUUGGGAAUCCUGGUGGGAAAAGGAACAUGAGCAUCUUCGUUACUCUGGAAUACGUGGUAUCAUUACUGAGAUAAUAUUAGCAUUGCGCUUUUUCAUCUACCAGUAUGGGCUUGUCUAUCACCUCAACAUUACAAAAAACAAAAGUUUUCUGGUCUAUGGUGUUUCGUGGCUGGUGAUCCUUCUAAUUUUGGUGUUGAUGAAGGCCGUGUCUGCUGGAAGGCGACGAUUAAGUGCAGACUAUCAACUUUUGUUUCGACUGGUUAAGGGAUUUAUAUUUAUUACAUUUUUAUCUAUUUUCAUUACCUUAAUAGUGCUCCCUCAUAUGACGCUUCGGGAUGUCGUAGUCUGCAUUCUUGCCUUCAUGCCAACUGGAUGGGGAUUGCUUUUGAUUGCACAAGCUUGUAAGCCACUAAUUCAACAAGCAGGAUUUUGGGGGUCAGUUCAAACACUUGCUCGUGGUUAUGAAAUAAUCAUGGGGUUGCUUCUUUUCACCCCAGUUGCAUUCUUGGCUUGGUUCCCUUUCGUUUCCGAAUUCCAAACACGAAUGCUGUUCAACCAAGCAUUCAGUCGAGGUUUACAGAUCUCACGUAUUCUUGGAGGAGGAGGACAAAGGAAGGGCCACCACUCUUCCAGCAACAAGGAGUAAUUUUUAUCCAAAUUAGUUUAAGGAUGGUCUCAUUUAGCUCAAUGUAAAUAGCUCCAGUGUUUGCUCAAAUUAUUCAUCAAAAGAAUUCAUAGAUGUCUUUCUUUAUGCUUUUUUGUCAAACUUUAGAAUACUUGUACAUGUAUAUUUAUGAUAAAGGUUUGAAACUUAACAAUUUCAUUGCCUGUUUGAUGUAUGAUAUAUAUCUUCAGCUGA